AUGUUUGGCUUCCGUUCUAAAACAGGUUACCUAAAUAUUGAUGAAGAAGCAUCUCAUUCUCAAACAUAUGAUACUGAUCAGUUUCUGCCAAUUUCUGAGCAGGCAACCACGCCAAAUUCGACACUCUUUCAUGAAAAUAUCAAGUGUUAUAGUCUUGAUUCUGAAAGCAAAGUCAAUCAGUAUGACUUUAAUUACAUCUUCAUGAAAUUGCAAACUUCCUUCCUUUUUUUAAGAGCUUAUGUACCUUCUGAUGUUUACGGUAGCCCGCCACUGGAGCAUGGAAUUGCAACAAGCGAUGAAGAUCAAACUGUUGCCUGUCAUGCUGCAACAAGUUCCAGUAUAUUAUGGGAUAGAGUUGAGAAUUUAGAUCAGUUUUUUACUCGAGUAUAUGAAUAUCAUCAGAAUGGUGGAUAUCUCUGUAUAGUUAUCAAACAUAUUUUAACUUUGCUGCAAUUUAUAUUUGUCGUUUGGUUUGUUGCUUUUUUGCUGACACGAGUGGACUAUGAUGUCCUAUUCAGAAAUAAGAAUGUUACUGCAGACGAAAAGCCAGUUAAGGACAAAAUUCGUUUUAAUGAUGUAAUUUAUUCGGAUUGGAAUCGUAUAGACGUUUUUACUUUAUGUUUAUUGAUUUUCGCUGUUUUGUUCUGGAUAUUUCGAGCUGCUCGUGUUUGUUAUCAAAUUCAUCAGUUUGGUGAAAUACGGAAAUUUUAUUACUCGGCAUUGGGAAUAAACGAUGAUUUUCUGACAAAUCUUAAAUGGUCAGAAGUGGUUCAACGUAUUUGUGAAAAACAACCUUCUAUACAUUUGAUUUUAAAUAAAGAUGGUAUCACUGCUCUGGAUCUUUAUCAACGCAUUUUGAGACAUAAGGCUCGUGGCUUUUUCUCGUUUUAUAACUAUUUUAUUGCUCUUGUAAACAAAGAAAUACUGCCGCCUGUUAUUAAUUUGCCUUUCAUUGGUUCAAUGCCAUAUUUACCCAAUGGUUUGAAGAUGAAUUUAGAGUGGUUAUUAUUUUAUGGAGUAUGGUCGCCAUGGAAAGGACCUUAUGAACUGAAAGAUGAAUAUAAGCAUUCACAGAAUAUUUCUAGGCUUGGUAUGAUUUAUUUUUGGAUUGUAAUGAGGUUUGAAAAUAUCUCUAAUGAAGGAACUAUGGCUACUAUAUUUUUUCUAGCAAAUGAACUGGAGUCAGGAAUACUAAAGAUGGCUAUUGGUAAUUUCAUUUUCUCUCCUCUCGUAUUCAUUUACCAAGUACUUUACUUCUUCUUUACCUAUGGUGAGCUCUUGAAAAGAGAUCCUAGUUCGUUUACUAUGCGAAGGUACUCGAAUUUUGGAAGAAGUAAAUUGCGGCAUUUUAAUGAGUUAGAUCAUGAAUUACGAUUACGUCUCUCAAGAAGUCAUCGUGCAGCAACUCAGUAUAUGGAACAGUUUAUCUCACCGCUUGGUCAUGUUAUUGCCAGAAAGGUGCAGUUCGUUGCAAGUGCCGUUUUUGUUGUAUUGGUUGGGCUUGGUCUUUGGGAUGAAGAUGUAUUGACGAUUGAACACGUGCUGACUGUAAUAUCUGUUAGUGGUUUGACUGCCGUAAUAUGUCAAGGCUUCACAAGAGAUGAAAACGUGGUUUACUGUCCUGAAACUUUGCUGACUAUGGUCAUUUCACAAAUACACUAUGCACCUGAUUCCUGGAAAGGAAAAGCUCAUACAGGUAGCUUCUUUAUGCUUUUACUAGGCAUCGAAAAAAUCCAUGAUGUAGAUAAUACUAAUAUAGCACUUGUUUUAGCCACUGUUCGAAAAGAAUUCAGUCAUUUAUUCGAACUAAAAGCUCAGUUUUUGCUUAAAGAACUGCUGAGUCCUUUCCUAACUCCGCUUGUUCUACUUUUUUGGAUUCGACCUAAAGCAAAGGAACUUGUCAAUUUCUUCCAUAACUUCACCAUUUCUGUUGAAGGUCUUGGAGAUGUUUGUUCUUUUGCUCAAAUGGAUAUUAAGCAACAUGGAGAUCCAAGUUGGAGUUUUGAAAAUGGAGUGAAUGCAGAUGAAACACCGAAAAUGAGUCCAAAGGUUCAAGCAAAUGACGGUAAAAUAGAACUUUCAUUAAUAAAUUUUGUCAGUAAUCAUCCGCAAUGGAAGCCUCCAGCUCUUGCUGCUCGAUUUCUGGAUGAUAUACGAAAUCGUAUGGAGCAUGAUAUGAAUACAUUGAGAAAUGGUAAUGUCGAUAAUAACAUGUUGUUAGAAAGCAUACAUUCAGUUCAUCCUUUUAUUCAUAUGGAGCAGCAACGUUGGAGAAAGCUAAGAAGUUAUCAGCCUUUUAUUGCAUCAUUGUAUGAUUCUGAUUUCUUAGGUACACCAUCUCGCUUAUUUUUUCACGUAUUCUUUCCAGAAAACGGCGAAAUAAUUGAUAUGGAUAUUACACCACAGAUGGUUGCUUUGAGUAUUGCUUAUCUGCGUAAUUUACAUGCUCAUUGUGAAAGCCAUAAUCUUGAAGCAGCAUCUCCUCAGAUAACUUUUGCGCGUUCGCAUUCAUCACAGAUCUCUCCAUUUGUUGCAACAACGGCAGCAGCUAGUUCUAAAAUCCUUGGUUUGGAAAACAUAACGAUGGAAGCAGUUGGUGAUAUUUGGGACGUGCCAUCUCAAAGCGUCAUUACAAAGUGUCCAGUUUCGUUUGCUACCCAAGCUGGUAAUGAACCUUUACUAAAAGAUCAUAUUGAUGAUCCUCUACUUCCUGGAUUAUCGGACAAUAUUUUAGAUGUUUGA
Thelazia callipaeda (thelaziosis nematode) is the source of this 2742-nucleotide messenger RNA. NCBI's taxonomy places the organism in Eukaryota, Metazoa, Nematoda, Chromadorea, Rhabditida, Thelaziidae. The record is from the annotation of a GenBank genome assembly.